Messenger RNA from Sarcophilus harrisii (Tasmanian devil), 5222 nucleotides. RefSeq names its product muscle RAS oncogene homolog (gene MRAS). The record is from RefSeq and is a predicted model, not a curated record. The coding region runs from base 678 to 1304 and encodes 208 amino acids. The transcript has 7 exons. Gene Ontology annotation, molecular function: GDP binding; GTPase activity; GTP binding. Lineage: Eukaryota; Metazoa; Chordata; Mammalia; Dasyuromorphia; Dasyuridae. Gene Ontology annotation, cellular component: plasma membrane. Gene Ontology annotation, biological process: signal transduction.
AGAACGAAACCAGCUGGAGGUCAGCGUCCUUUCCCCAGUCUCCCAGCUGGACCCGAGGGCUUGCUCAGGCAUUCCGGCUCUGUGGCUCCUACGUCUCUACCGACCACUGGGGUGCAGAACUCCACGAAGGCCGAGGGGCAAUGUUGAACUCCCCCCGCCAUUUCCAUGCAAGGCUAUUUUUAGCCGCCGCUGUUGCAAUAUAAAGAAUGUUUGGCGUGGGGAGCUCUUUGCAGCGAGGGUGCGUUGUCACUUUAAGGAGGAGCUGGACUUCAGGGGGUGGGGACAGUUAGUGGAGGGGCUGAGGUGGCCUGGGUUUCAACCACUACCUUGGGAAGACCGAGGCUGUGUUGUGUGUGUGAGUGUGUGUGUCUGUGUGCCUAAAGACUCCUUACUAAAAGGGUUUGCAGAAGACUCCGGGAAAGCGACCAUGGAUUUGUUACGGGAGGCCGAUUGAUUUUCCUAGCGCCAGUGUUAGGCAGUGAUUUCACCCGAGAAGGACUGUGCGACAGCUGGCUGGCGUGGCUUUGGGGCUCUGCUCGUUUUCAAGCCAGAGAAGCAUGUGGCUGGCUUUUGGAUCGGCUCUUUGGAUUAGUGGAGCUGGUUUCCUUGUCAAUCUCAAGGCCUAGGUUAUAUCCACGUUUUGAAGGAACCAGUCAGAGGUCUGACUUACUAGAAACAUGGCUACCAGUGCUGUACCAAGUGACAAUCUCCCCACAUACAAGCUGGUGGUUGUUGGAGAUGGUGGUGUGGGCAAGAGUGCCUUGACCAUCCAGUUUUUCCAGAAGAUCUUUGUGCCAGACUAUGACCCUACCAUUGAAGAUUCUUACCUGAAGCACACAGAAAUUGACAACCAGUGGGCCAUCCUUGAUGUUUUGGAUACUGCUGGGCAAGAGGAAUUCAGUGCAAUGAGAGAACAAUACAUGAGGACAGGAGAUGGCUUUCUCAUUGUCUUCUCUGUCACAGAUAAAGCCAGCUUUGAGCAUGUAGACCGGUUUCACCAGCUCAUCCUAAGAGUCAAAGACAGGGAGUCCUUUCCAAUGAUCUUGGUGGCCAACAAAGUUGAUCUGAUGCACUUGAGAAAAAUCACCCGGGAGCAAGGAAAAGAAAUGGCAACAAAACACAAUAUUCCAUAUAUAGAGACCAGUGCCAAGGAUCCACCACUAAAUGUUGACAAAGCUUUUCAUGACCUUGUUAGAGUAAUUAGGCAACAGAUUCCAGAGAAAAAUCAGAAGAAAAAGAAGAAAACCAAAUGGCGUGGGGACCGGGCCACGGGUGCUCACAAACUCCAGUGUGUGAUAUUGUGACAGGGCCUCAGGGCCCCUUUGCUGCUGUGAAUGUGAACUAGAGAGACCUGGUGAUGCACUCAACUGCCUAACUGCACUGACAGCUGCUUCUAACAGUGAACCUUGGCCAGAGAUCUUGGCAUGUAAAGGAAAAAGAAGAGGAGGGUGGGUGGGGUAGGGUGGGGAAGGAAGGAAGGAGGGCAGGGAAGGUGGAGGAAGAGAACCUGCCCUUUGUAGAAGACUUGGACUGUGGCCAAUCUCUUUUGAAGGGAAUAGGUGGGGAAGAAGAAGGAUUUGGUCUGGUUUUGCCAAGAGUGACAAGCUUUCAGGUCAUUCACAGGAUAAGUGGAAAUAGCAAGUAAACAUAAGCAGCAUCUAAGCCCCUUAAGUGUUGAAACAAUCAAGUUCCCCUCUCCCUUCUUCCCUCUGUUAGUGGGUAUUUUCUUUUAAAAAAAACAAAAAACUAAAAACUAAAACUAAAAACUAAAUUGUGUCAGUUUGAUGUGGACUUGUUUAUCCACACUAAAGUAUGAAGCAUAACAGUUUAUGAAAUGGCUCUUUUUUUCUCCCAAACCCAAUAACUCGUUGGUACUGAACAUUGGGUUUUUCUUUUCUUUUUUGGUGUCUCAAAAAAUAUUGUUAUUUUAUUAAGGGAGCUAGUACCCACUGCCUAGUGAAAUCUUUGGCACUCAUCAGACUUAUGUAAUUCUGUCUGGAAUUUUUUUAACUGAAUUUUCCUAGCAGUGCCAAAACUAAAUAUAACAUAAAAUUAUGGUGGUUUAGAGGUUGGAAAUGGAACCUGGCUGUUGCUGGGAAUUCCAAGCAUUGUGUCAAACUUUGGAAGGGAGCCAACACCACAAACCAUAAACUGGAAAAAAAUAUGAUUCUUUUAGGAGUUUUUUCUGUUUGGGAAGACAGAGGAUGAGAAAGAGCUGUUUUUUGUUGUUGUUGUUGUUGUUGUUGUUGUUUUUGCUUUUUUGAAAAGGGCAGAGGGUGGCAUGUGCAUGCCGAAUUUAAACAGCAUUUUCACUAAGCCUGGAAAUGCUUAAUGUCGGAGAUAAGAUUAUUGACUUUUUAAGAGAUGAAUUAAUUUAUUUUUAGGGCAAUAAAUGCUAGGUUCAGAAUAUUCCCCAGGCAUGUGAAAGUGGCCCUUAGUUUCUUGGACUUCUGAAACCCAUCUCAUGUUUCCUCAUGCUUUCCUUUCAUUGUCUGUAACUGACUGGAACUACAUCAAUUUAAACAUCCUACCACAUCUCUCCUCAAAGGAAAGACAGCUUGUCAUAUUGGAAAGAUAGCUGAUCUGAAAGGCAGGAUGACCUAGGUUGAAGUCCUGCCUCUGACACAUAAUGGCUUUGUAUCUCUAGGCAAGUCACUUAACUUUGAAAUGAACUAGAUAACUCUCUAAGACUUUAAAUUGCAGAGAAAUUGCUAAUCUUCAUUGGUAGAGUUCCCUUACCUGGGGUUUCCCUAUACUGAUGAACCAGUCUCUCUUCCCAUCUAUCUCCCUUCAAAAAAAAAGAUGAAUCUUCACUUAGCAAUUUGUCUUCUGUCAUACAUAAAUAUCAUCCAGGCAGUUCUGGCUAAUGUUUAAUCUUGGAAGAACAAAUAAAUGUGUAACAAUUAAUUAAUUAAAAUAACACUGUUAAAGAACAGCAAAUUUAAUCCCUUAAGGUUGUGUAUGAUAAGUUAAAUACAUGGAAAACAUGCUUGGUUCUUCACAGAUUUUAACAUCAGCUAGAUGUUUGGAUUAAACUCUUAGACUGUAAUAUAUGCCAUUAGAGCAAAAAUGACCAUAAAAUCAGUGGCGUGGCUAUUAUUGACACAUUCCUAGAGGGAGUACAUUCAAAACACUCCAAGAUAAUGACCAAUUUCCAUUUAGCCACUUCUAAUAAGGCCUGGGUAAUGGUUUGAUCCAAUGUGGGGAAAGGAAAGUCUAAUACAAAAUGGAUAAGAAAGGGUAGAAUGAAUUGGAGGGGCUAUGAUUCUUCUCAGAGAGAGCAACAUAAGAUGAGGUCAGUUGCUUUUCGUCCCAAAACUUUAAAAUCAGUUGUGGAGGAACUAGGUAAUCCCCCAGGGUAGCCUGGCUAUUCUUUGAGGAAACAGAACUGGCGUGAAUGAAGACUAGACUAGAAGUCAGGAGAUCUCCAUUCCGUUUCUCAUCUUGUUAGUCACAUGAACUAACUCAACCCAAUCACCAGCACCUAGGGACUUAAUUCUGCCACCUAAAGAAUCAAAUGUGAGUAAAAUAUUGUUGUAAUAGUCCCUACUUCUGAAAUCUAAAAGGAUCACAGAGAGCAUUAUAUUUAAUAUUUUUAAAUUUUUUCUUUAACAUGACCUUUAAAAAAACUACAUUAGAUAAUCAAGGUGCUUUUUAAAACUACGAGCCCCUUGGCUCUAAAUACAAUACAAAAAAAAAAAAAAAACCCUCUGGGUUUCUAUGAUAGAAAGAGGUGAAAGUGAAGACAAUAAAUUGACUUGUAAUGAGGAAAAGAUUUGAAGUGGAGAAAGAAAAGUUGAGUAGAAGUGAGAGUGAGUGAGAUAUGAAAUAGAAAGAGCUGUAGGACCAGAUGAGAGUCACUAUACACAGAUAAUACCCAGCAUAGGACUCUGCUAUCAACCAGCAGCUUUGAGCAGGAAUAAUGAUGAUGAAAGUUUGUCAAGGUGCCAAGAAUGAACUUUGUUGAGGAAAGGGAAUAAUUGUUUGCCUUUCCUGUUUAAUGCUGGUGCUCUGGAAAGGUAGGGAGACAGGAGGUGAAGAACGCAUUCCAACAUUCCUAGUGGCAAAUAUGGGUACGCCCUGAGUCACAGUCUACUUCUUUCAGUUUCCAUACUCUGGACUCCUAAUACAACUCAAACCCACCAUUGCCUGUGAGAGAAAUUGGGUAAAAGACAUUGUAUUGAUGAAUUGGCUCACUUUAUGGCCUUUUCAUUUGCUCCAAUACAGAAUAUAUCGUGAGCUUGUACCUCCCUUUGCCUCACUUUCACCCAUCUAUGAAAUGAGUAAAUAACACCCUAAGGGAUUCAUUCUGCUCUGGAGACAAUGCAGUGCCUUAUUGAAAAGAAGUAACUAUUUGGAGGGGGAAAAAAAAGGAUAACAUCCUAUCACCUUUAGCUUAGAAUUUUUUCAGCUUACCAUAAGGACAAAGCGAUGAUACUGUUAGCACUGAUUUUUUUUUUUUUUUAAUCUGGCAAGAUAAUCCUUGAUUAAAUAUAUCAUUUUGACUUUUAUUUCUUAAUUAAUCCCUUGGUAGCUUCCCCUUUGGCACCUAAUAACCCCUCUAGGUUUCUAGACUUCCUGUAGAACAGCCCUCAGCACCAAUGACAGCUCCUUCUAUGAAGCUGACUAAUGUGGCCCAUUCAUUCCUUAGCUUCUAUGUUUCUCCUCCCACUUCUGAGACUACUCCUUUAAUAACUCUUGCCAUCCUUUAAUUGUGGGAAUCCUCUGAGACAUAGUCGUUGGCCUUCUUUAUAUAUACUCAUUCACUUCCUCAGGGAAUUCAUCCCCUCGCAUGAUCUCAGUGAUCAAGCUGUAGGGGGAUGAUUUCCAGAACUUUGCUCUCCAUGUUCUUUUUUCCUCCUUCCUAUUCAGAAUGUCCAAUAUAGCUGGGAUGCACUACUGAACUUUGCCAGUAAGUGCUCCCACCUAAUAUGAUAUACUCUAGCCUGAAAAAUCCUUUGAGUUUGAAUCUUCAGGUUAAUUGUAACAAAGAAGUCCCCCACUUUAUCUGUUCUAUAAGUUUAAAAUUCUGUAUAUGAAGGAUACUUGAAUUAUAGAAAUAGAGUUCAAUCCCAUUUUUAUGUAAUACAUUAACAAAAAUGCCAGUUUUAUGAAAUGAACAUGACUGCUAAAGAACAUUCGAAUGAAGCUUGAGCCUUUUAUGUAAUUUUUAUUACGUUUUUGUGUAUUCUUAUUCAUUAAUAAAGGAAAAAGGAGACACA